Molecule: messenger RNA, 948 nt
Organism: Opisthorchis viverrini
Lineage: Eukaryota; Metazoa; Platyhelminthes; Trematoda; Opisthorchiida; Opisthorchiidae
Exons: 5
Coding region: 1-948 (315 amino acids)
Biological process (GO): proteolysis
Molecular function (GO): serine-type endopeptidase activity
Source: RefSeq, a predicted model, not a curated record
AUGUUUCAAACCGAACCAGCGACUCCAUCCUCGUCACUACAUCUCAACGAGAGGAUUGUCGGUGGCGUACGGUCACAAGUCGGUCAGUGGCCCUGGAUAGUUUCGCUGAUGUUCAGAGAAUCAUCCGAGGAAGUUCGCCAAAGAGUUGUGGAGGCAGGAGGAAAGCUAAUUAUCCACACCAAUCCGGAUGGUUCCCAAAUGUUCCACUUGUGUGCCGGUACCCUGAUUCACCCAGAAUGGAUCGUUACCACUGCCCACUGUUUCUUUCCUACUGAAGCGUAUGCUCACUUGUCGACCGACCCAGCCAGAUGGACUGCCCGCGUUGGUGAGUUCGACAUGCUGGACGAACAAGUGCCACAUUUUGACAUGAAUCUGGAACUGAUCUUCCCCCAUCCCGAAUACAAUGAAUUGGAGAAACAACUAUUCUGCAUGGUUAUUCUUUAUUUCACAGGCACGACGAUCGCAAACGAUAUCGCACUGAUCAAAUUAGCCGAGCAAGUUCAACUAGGUCCGAAUGUUAACAUUGCCUGUUUACCUAAAGCAAGCAACGGUGAUCUGCCCGGAGACUGUUGUAUCGCCGCCGGCUGGGGAUACACCCAGGAAGGUAGGCUUAUAAUGUGUUGUUACCAUCAAACUUGCCUCAAACGCAACCCGAGCCUUGCAGAUUCGUGCAUUGACUUCAUCUAUCACACUGCAAUUGCACCAGUACAACUUCCAAGAUACUUGAAACGCUUCAGAACUUCGAGUUCCUCUCCCUGGAUUUUUGAUUCCGGCGGUCCGCUGGUCUAUCAGGUUGACGGUCAGUGGUAUGCGAAUGCACUGACCUCAUUUGGCUGGGAAUGUGGGAAUCCAUCCACUCCCGGAGUGUACACAGAUGUGUCCGGCUACAUCACUUGGAUUCAGAGUCUCAUACCCGAUCUGGCAACCAAGCCGGACGGCUUCCGAUGA